GGAGGCGGGGCAGGGGCGGUGGAGCAGGGGAGGCGGGGCAGCGGCAGUGAGGAGGGAGCGCCCGCCGCCGCCGCCGCCGCCGCCGCCGCCGCCGCCCCCUGCGGCGCCCCCUGAUCUGGAAGUCCAGGGGAGACCCCCCGAGGCCCUCGGAGGUGCUCACCGAGGGGGCGACGCAGAAGUCGACUGGACGGCUGCACGUAGACCUGGGGACAGGUGUGCUGACUCGGUCUCUCAGAUGAGAUGCCGUGCAGGGCCCCACAGCCCUAUGUUGGCUCUUGGGCACCUUUGAAAUAAAACUGAGGACGAUGUGUCUUGUGAGUGACGGCGGGACACCAGAGGGCGUCUUCAACCUGGACUACACCUCAUGGGAAACUCGCUGGGCACUGGCGGCCACAGGGUUUGCCUUUUACCUGGGCGUCUUUGUCAUCUGCCACCAGCUGUCGUCCUCCCUGAACGCCACUUACUGCUCCCUGGUGGCCAAGGAGAAAGUGUUCUGGAACCUGGCGGCCACCCGGGCCGUGUUUGGUGUGCAGAGCACUGCAGCGGGCCUGUGGGCUCUGCUGGUGGACCCCAUACUUCAGGCUGAUAAGGUGCAUGGUCAGCAGAACUGGUGCUGGUUUCAAGUGGCCACAGCAACUGGCUUCUUUUUCUUCGAGAACGUGGCGGUCCACCUGUCCAACGCACUCUUCCGGACGUUCGACCUGUUCUUAGUGACCCACCACCUCUUUGCCUUCCUCGGGUUUCUUGGCUCAGCGGUCAACCUCCAAGCAGGCCACUAUCUCGCCAUGGCCACACUGCUUCUGGAGAUGAGCACCCCCUUCACCUGCGUGUCCUGGAUGCUCCUGAAGGCCGGCUGGUCCGACUCCCUGCUGUGGAAGCUGAACCAGUGGCUGAUGAUCCACAUGUUCCACUGCCGCAUGGUCCUGACCUACCACAUGUGGUGGGUGUGCUUCUGGCACUGGGACGGCCUGGCACGCAGCCUGUACCGGCCCCACUUCGUGCUCUUCCUGGCGGGGCUGAGCCUGCUCACGCUUGUCCUCAACCCCUACUGGACCCACAAGAAGACCCAGCAGCUGCUCAGCCCCGUGGACUGGAACUUCGCGCCACCGGACACCGGGGCCAACGGCCCGCGGCUCCCCAAGAAGGUGCAGUAGGUGCGCUGCCGCACUGUUUCCAAGACCCCCAUCUGCCCACAGCCCAGGUGUCGCUGGCACGGCGAGGGGGCCGCGGGGCCCCGGGGCCAGUGGGGAUCUCGGGCCGGAUGGAAGGCUGCAUGCAGUGCCCCGCCCCCCCCGGUGGCCAGGCGGCCAAAAGACAUGGUGGAGCCGAGCGGUGCCGGCUGAACCCUGUUGUGCUGUUUUACCACCAAGGACUCUAUAUUAGAACAAGAAUUUGUGUUCAUAUUUUAUUGCUCAAUUGACAAAUAAGGUAGAUGUUGGGUACGCAGACUUGUCUGGAUUUUGGAUUCAUUUUUAGUUGAGUUGCUUAUAGUUGCCACAACUAGACCAUCAUUUCCUGAUGGGUGUUUUUCAGUAGAUUCCAAGACCAGGUGAUGACCUAGUUUCCCGACGAGCUGUCCUCGGAGAUGCGCAGCUGUCCGCAGAGGCAGCCCUGCAGCCUGCUGCCCAUCCUCCCCCGCCCGGUGGCAGCCCUGAGUUGGGCCUAGGUAGUCUGUAGGCAAGCAGCCAGUCUGUUGGCAGCUGUGCAGGGAUACCCUCCUCCCAGGAGCCCGCAGCAUAUCACUUCCCUCUCACAGAAGACCUACAUCAGUUCCUGUCUCCGUGAGCGGAGAGCAGUCCUGGGAGGUUCUCCCUGAGGACCCCACCUUACCCCGACUUGGCCAGCAAAGGCUUCAUAGGAACGCCCCAGUUUGCAUAGCAGGGGACCUGCAUAUGCAUUUUAUUCUUGACCUGAGUGUGCACUUAAAACUAGAAGUUCGUUCUUAUCCAAAGCACCUUGGAAGUUUUUGUGAAAAACAGGAGUUUACUGGUCAUGAAAAUCACAUGUGACUGCUUAUGUAGCAAGGAGCCCAUGGCGUAUUGUGAUUACAGAGCUCUGACUUCAUUAUGUUUAGGUAAAGAUACAUAAUACCUCUUAAGAAGUGAUGCAAACCUUAAAGAUACCCAGCAAAUCAUGUCCCUGCUAGGAAGACUGCUCACUAACUGGCCUGUGCCCACACACCCUUCCUUGCGGAAGCAGAGGUCAGGGGUUUUCCAGGUGAGCAGAAGUUUAAUAAAGUAACUGAUGUUUACAGAU
Molecule: messenger RNA, 2256 nt
Organism: Manis pentadactyla (Chinese pangolin)
Lineage: Eukaryota; Metazoa; Chordata; Mammalia; Pholidota; Manidae
Gene: CLN8
Product: CLN8 transmembrane ER and ERGIC protein
Exons: 3
Coding region: 306-1154 (282 amino acids)
Biological process (GO): lipid homeostasis
Cellular component (GO): membrane; endoplasmic reticulum
Source: RefSeq, a predicted model, not a curated record